Molecule: messenger RNA, 2889 nt
Organism: Sturnus vulgaris (Common starling)
Lineage: Eukaryota; Metazoa; Chordata; Aves; Passeriformes; Sturnidae
Gene: CBFA2T2
Product: CBFA2/RUNX1 partner transcriptional co-repressor 2
Biological process (GO): DNA-templated transcription; negative regulation of DNA-templated transcription
Cellular component (GO): nucleus
Molecular function (GO): transcription corepressor activity
Source: RefSeq, a predicted model, not a curated record
UCCGGGCCAUGGUGGGGAUCCCGGGCAGCUGCCAGGUUGCCGGUGAGAAGAGGGUGCCAGUGAUGCCCGGCUCGCCCGUGGAAGUGAAGAUACAGUCCAGGUCGUCUCCUCCCACCAUGCCGCCGCUGCCCCCCGUCAACCCCGGCGGCCCCCGGCCCGUGUCCUUCACUCCGGCUGCACUGCCCAACGGAAUAAACCAUUCCCCCCCGACACUGAACGGGGCCCCAUCCCCACCCCAGAGGUUCAGCAACGGUCCUUCCUCAUCCUCCUCCUCCUCACUGACCAACCAGCAGCUCCCAGCCACGUGUGGAGCCCGGCAGCUCAGCAAGCUGAAGCGUUUCCUCACCACCCUGCAGCAGUUUGGCAAUGACAUUUCACCCGAGAUUGGGGAGAAGGUGCGGACCCUCGUUCUGGCACUCGUGAACUCAACGGUGACAAUCGAGGAAUUUCACUGCAAGCUGCAAGAGGCGACCAACUUCCCCCUCCGGCCGUUUGUGAUCCCCUUCCUGAAGGCCAACCUCCCUCUGCUGCAGCGGGAGCUGCUGCACUGUGCCCGUGCUGCCAAGCAAACGCCCUCCCAGUACCUGGCACAGCACGAGCACAUCCUGCUCAACACCAACACCACAUCUCCUGCUGACUCCUCCGAGCUGCUCAUCGAGGUCAACGGCAAUGGCAAGAGGCACAGUCCAGACAGGAGGGAAGACAGCAGCUUUGAGAGGGAGCCACUGCCAACAGAGCCUCCGGCCAAGAGGGUUUGCACCAUCAGCCCCGCGCCCCGGCACAGCCCUGCCCUCACCAUCCCCCUGAUGAACCCCAGUGGGCAGUUCCACCCCACCCCACCACCCCUCCAGCACUACACCUUGGAAGAUAUUGCCACCUCCCACCUCUACAGGGACCCCAGCAAGAUGCUGGAGCACAGAGAGAUCCGGGACAGGCACGGCGGGCUUGGAUUGAAUGGAGGCUACCAGGACGAGCUGGUGGAUCACCGCCUGACAGAGCGGGAGUGGGCGGAUGAGUGGAAGCAUCUCGAUCAUGCCCUGAACUGCAUCAUGGAGAUGGUGGAGAAGACGCGGCGCUCCAUGGCCGUGCUGCGGCGCUGCCAGGAGGCCGACAGGGACGAGCUCAACUACUGGAAGCGGCGCUGCUCCGAGACGGCCGAGCCGCGCAAGGCGGGCACCGAGCUGCUGAGCCGCCAGCACAGCCCCGCCAGCGCCGACUCCCUGGGCAGCGAUUCCCUGCGGGAGUUCAGCAGCAGGUCGGGACCGGGCUACGUCACGGAGGAGAUUUGGAAAAAAGCCGAAGAAGCUGUGAACGAGGUGAAGCGGCAGGCCAUGUCGGAGGUGCAGAAGGCGGUGGCCGAGGCGGAGCAGAAGGCGUUCGAGAUGAUCGCGUCGGAGCGCGCGCGCAUGGAGCAGACCAUCGCCGACGCCAAGCGCCAGGCCACCGAGGAUGCCUUCCUCGUCAUCAACGAGCAGGAGGAGUCCACCGAGAGCUGCUGGAACUGCGGCCGCAAGGCCAGCGAGACGUGCAGCGGCUGCAACAUCGCCCGCUACUGCGGCUCCUUCUGCCAGCACAAGGACUGGGAGAGGCACCACCGCAUCUGCGGGCAAGGCCUGCACGGCCAGAGCAAGCCCCUGGCCCUGCCCGCGGGCCGGGUGGCAGCAGCAGCCAAGAGCCUCGAUGGCAUCCCCAGCCCAGCCCUGGAGAAGAGCUCGGCCACCACCUCGCGCUCGUCCACGCCGGCGUCUGUGACAGCCAUAGACACGAACGGACUCUAGGAGGGAGGGUUUGCUGCGCUCCACUGGAUGAGUUCCCUGGGGUUUUUAAGCUGAAAAAACCCCCCACAGCAACUGUUACCACUUGACAUGUUUGACACAUCCCCUCGGAGCGCUGACACUCCGGCUCUGCCCUCUCAUCCUGCCUUUGCCUUCGUGGCUCGUGAACGGGGCUGAGCCUCGCCUGCAGCAUCUCUCUGCUCCUCUCAGGGGGACACCAGAGCAGCGUCAGGACCUGGGGGACACUGGGCACCCUCUUGGGGAACCUGGACUGGGAGGAGUGCACUGGCACAUACUGGAGAUACUGAGAGCGUGGUGCCCAAGCAGGGAGCCCUGUCCUUGUGGCAUGCUCAGGCUCGCUUCCCAAGGCCUCAGAGCCACCACUGCCUCCUUCUGCCACCUUUCCUCCACGAUACCCAAUGUUUUUUCCUGCUCCCAGACAGCUGUGCCUCAGGUGGCCCUGUGGACUGGUGUUGCUGUGAACAGACCAGAGCCAAUUUCUCAGCAGGAGCAUCUCGUCCUCUGUGCAAUGGCAAAAGCUGAGCCCACUUCUCCUGCCUCCAGGCUGGCAGCUGAGGGUUGCAGAGGGGGAGGAAAGGAUUUGUCUGCUCUAAAACUAGUGGCAGUGGCAGGGAGGUACUGCUGGAUGGCUGGAUUUCAUCCCGGUCUGUGGUGAGACAGACAGUUGGGUGUUUCCUGGGUGGGGCCAGUGCUGGGGGAACACGUGCAGAGCAGAUCUGGGCUGGGUGCAGGUGCCCUUUCCAGCUGGGGCCGUUGUUUUGUUUUUUCACUGCCUGGAAGCUGCUGGUUUGGGAGUUCUUGCUGUUGUUUUUGAGCCCAGGGAUCCUCACUGGUGCGAGGGGUUGUUUACAGCCCAUACUCUGCACACACAUCAGCCACAGCAGUAAAAGAAAGGCAGGACUGCGUGUCCUGUGGCAAUUCUUAUCCCAGCUCCAGGGGGUUUCUGCAGUGCUGCAUCCAGGGAUGUGCAUCCACCUUCAGAGGUUGUCCCAAAAACAGGGCUCAGAGUGAGGUCCCGUGGGGAUGGGGCCAGCCUGGGGAGGUCUGUCCCUCUCGGAGUUCCUGCUGUGCUGUGCAAGGAGGGAUUGGAGGC